AGUGUCUCAAUCAGUUGAUGUUGAUGUCACGUCUCACCCAUUUGUUAUGCCCCCCUUACCUCAAAUUCUUGCCUCAAGACUACUUCGAUUUUGGCCGUAAUGUUCAAGAAGUUCUUAGAAGUGACUGUGCGUGAUUCUGGUAUUGUUGAGAAGUCAGGCAAAUUGCACUUGCACUAGGAUCAUCAACGAUCUUCUUCCCUUUAAAAUGGUGUCGUGGCGGUAAAGUGGUAGGAUAAAGUCCAGCCUUCUAGAUGGUGUACUUUAAGAUGGAGCUGCAUUCGACAUCAACACAUGAGGACAAUGAAAAUUUACUGCAGCACACCCUAGUACUCGACUUUGCUUUUUGAUUUAUCAUCAUCACCACCAGCACCAUGCUUGUCUUUCCUACUUCCAGCAAAUGUAAAUACCCUUUUCGUUUUCAUUUGUCCCUCCUUGUACUCGCCUCACCCAUUCAUGUACCUAAAAAGUAGUUCAAGUACAUUAUUAUACUAGAAAUGGUCAAUUAUAACAUCUUCCUGGUGUCAAUUGCAAGCAGUUGUAACUUGCUGCCACAUUCUGUUGAGUUUCAUGAUUUUUGGCCUCCCUCUUUCACCAUCUUGCUUCGUUGUUCUUGUAUGACAACAUUCUACAAGCUACUUCGGUCUUGUUCGCUGACACUGAGAAAAUGUUGACCGAGACAACGCACGAUCUCAGUGGAUUGACGACGCCUUUUGUUUGUGGUGCAACCGUCCCUGUAACAUCAUGUCUCCCAAACUGAAGAAGAGCACCGCAACGCCCAGCACAAGAAGUACACGAGGUCGAAAUAGCAGAUCAACAUCAAGAUGAUGCACGGCCAGCACAUGCACGCUACAAUGCUGGGUCCUUCAAGUGGAGCCUUGGUAGACAAGCGUUCGACUGUUCACAGUGCGUUCAUCCAUCUAGUGGUAUACCUAAUUGGCCUUGGGGUGGUCGGCAUCUUCUACCUGAACUACUUCGUUUUGGAGAGCUAUUUCCUAGCACUUUUCUGGGCAACCGUGGCGAGCAUUCCGUUGUUUCAGGUGAAGAACUGGCUGUGUGAGCUCAUCUUGAACUACUUCAUCGGAGAGGAAGACUUCGCGCUUGGAUACUUUGGAGGAGAUGAUGGAGAUGCUGCGGACGGGGACUCAACAUCGUUGCUAGCGGAAGAGGAAGCAGAUGAUCUCGAUCCUACGAGGACCUUAUCAUCUUCAUCGUUUGGUGAAGAUCUGCAGCUUCGGGGUCAUGUCUUCACCUCAGAAAGUGGAGCAUCUUCGAAGCCUUACCGUCGCGGAGUGAUCGCUUCUUCGUCAACCUCUUCGCUGGCUUCUGGGUCUGACGAAGAUGAUGAUGAAUAUCCCCACCAUGCUGAUCAGACGCUGAGAAGUACGGCCGAUUCCAGAAGACGAGAGUGUACUUUGUCGAAGUCUGGAGGCAUCGGAGGACCUAGUAAUUAUUAAGGCUCAGCUUUCAAUGGUCAUUGGGGUUGGUCACUGAGAUCGAAGAAGCGACCCCUUUGGAGAACAGGGGAAAAGGACGGGAAAGGAGGGAGCUUUAAAGGGGGUCUCUUCCGUUCAGCAUCAGUGACCAUUGAAUGCUGAGCUUUAAAAUUACGUGCGCAAGUAUUGGUUUUUCUCCCACACCUUCGGUCUUGAUGAGGUCAGAUGGUACAGCAGGUACGAAUCGAUGGGUGCUGUCUUUGUUCGCGACAUUCCUAUCAUACUGGACGUGGUCUACCGUCUCGCUUAUUGGAUUGCCUUGCAGCCGAUAGCGAACUUUUUCUCCUCUUCAGCUGAACAAGAGUCUGGAUCUAGUGGAGGUGGUCCUAAAAAUGCAGGAGGCGGUGGAUUCGGCGCGGACGAUAAGAUAAUGAGCAAUUUGAAUACGAGUUAAGGCUCGUAAUAAUUCAUCUUCACAGGAUUAUCUCUAGCUCUACAGGAGGUUAGUUAGCUGUGUGUUUGUGUUUCAUUCUCCACCUUCUCAGUUUCUCAGAGGAUGAGGAUGAGCUACUUCAAAGGUGAAUUAUUGUGAGCGCUAAAGUAGCACAAGGACGAGUAGAGACGAAGAUGACGGCGCAGGAGCUUCUUGGCCUUGGUUCGCUCUUCUGUAUCGAGCAGUAGUUGUCAGGGCUUGUUACCUGACUUACAAACUCGACCCAGAAUUCUUUGACCCGCUAGGCGCGACGGCCAGUGUCGUCUACUUCUUUUUGAUCUCGGCUUAUGGGUUGCUAAUCCUCAUUCGACUCGUUCACGGCAUCGUUCACUUUUCGACAGGAGGCCAACAACCCUCUAGUAGGGCCUCAAGAGCACCAUCAUUCAGUAGUUCGAAAAACGGAGAAGAUAAAGACGCUGAUGGAGAUCAACUGCCUAUAAGAGCAAGUCACGCUCCCGAGCAAGUGACGUUCGCAAAAGCCUUUGGGAGAUAUCUAAGGGGAAGACAAGAAAGCGGAUCCGUCGGACCUGGAAGAGGGAGCACGACGCCAACAAUUAUGAAACAUCAUCUUGUAGAAGAUGAGAUCUCAAUAUUUUUUCUAAAAUUGUACUUACAAUGAAUCUUGGUGUGGGUCGGAUAGAUUUAGAUGAGACUGAAAUGGGGGGACGCAAAUCAUGUGAUCCGAUGCGAGGGUCCUUGUAGAGUGAAGACCCUGAGUAUUAUCGAUUUAAUAUCUACGAAGUUUUUCCUGCAUAUCAUACUUAGAUGAUUUUCCCUUGAUACUAGCUCUAAGGGACCAACAGUUUGGGGACGCACUCGCACAUCUGCCAGAAUUUCGCGUAGGACGCACAUCUUACAAGAGAAAGAGUCACCUAGGACAAACUCGAGGGAGCGAGGUUUCAGCCACACAUCCAGCUUAGUAGUCAGCCAAACUGAAACUACUACAGGUGAUAACUACAAUUAUGACUGAUGUAGGGAAUUCAUCUCCCGUGUCAUCUGGCGGAAGACAACAUCAAGACGAAAAAGAGAGCCAGACGAUUCCUGAGAUGAAUUCCCUAUACCUCUAAAAUAAGUCCAGUACACCUGGUCAGAGACGUGGAGCCGAACAGGACCGCGGAGAUGCGGGCAUACGCAACCAUUUGAUGCGGCAAGAGCAAGACCCAAGGCUCACUUACUCCUCACGUGUCACUUCGAAAGAAGCUCCAUCCAGCCAGGACGCUCAAGGCAGUAUGACUGACGAGUCGACCCCGCCAAGAACAGAUGAAAAACGCGAGCCAUUGGCCGAAACCAUACCAGGUGAUGAAGAUGACGCACGAAGCAAAGCACAACAUGAAUCCAAAGGAGACAUCAAGUCUGAUGCAAGAGCAUCGUCAUCUCCGACAACCGUCGGGGGAGGAGAUCAGAGAGUCCUAGACGACAAGUCUGACAGCCUCAUAGAUUCGAACGAUCACGCUGCGAGACUCUCGCUAUUCCAGCAGCUUUUUGUUUACAUCACAGAAGCAAUACGCGAGGCCUACUAUUUUACGCUUGCCACGAUUCUCACGGAUCAAAUCCAUACGAUCCUAGCGAUCGUGAUCAUUGUGGGUGCUGCGGUCUUGGGUUCGGUUUUUAUGGUUUUGUGCGUAUCCGAACUGGCGAGAGAAGCGGUUUUCGUGUGGACAGAAGCCCAAGUGUAUGCUGAGAAUCACGAGUUAUUCCAGCAGCGGGUCAUGCCUAUGCUGAUAGGACUCGGUCAGGCGAUGCACGCGCUCAAAAUAGGAGGUGGAACAGCAACAUCUUCUUCGAGCCCUACUUCUGUUGCUAGCGGAGUAGGAGUUGCACCAACUGCAGGAGGAGUCUCCGUACUAGGGUCCCUAGGCUCUACUUCUUCUGUGGGAACGACUAGUAGUACACUAGUAUCAACAUCAGAAGAUGCAAGUUCUUCAAGUGCAGGAAGUGGAGGGGCGAGUGACGCCUCCUCACCUUUCUCGACAGCAGCAACUUCUCAGAACUUGUACACUAGUGGCUCUAGUUCUUCCCCGGCCACGUCUGCUCCAUCCCCGUUCUCACCAACGUCGCCGAUCUCAAGUAAUCCAUUGUCCUUUACCGGCUCGUCACCCAACAACAGCACGUUAACCACAUCUUCACCACAUCAAGUGCUAUCCCACGAGCAGCGGAAUCUGACGCAGUACUACAGUGAGUACUUUCAAGGUUGGCUUGAGCGAAAUCUUGCAGAGUACGAGUUCAUCAAGUUGAUGUACGAUGUUUACACGACCCAGGAACCGCAAACAGUUUCGGCGAACGUAGGAGGUGGCUCUAUAAUGAUGUCUGCUCCUCUUGUUGAUGGUGCAGCAAUACAAGCACAACAUCAAUAA
This is a messenger RNA of Amoebophrya sp. A25, 4280 nucleotides long. NCBI's taxonomy places the organism in Eukaryota, Dinophyceae, Syndiniales, Amoebophryaceae. The record is from the annotation of a GenBank genome assembly.